Lodderomyces parapsilosis is the source of this 2946-nucleotide messenger RNA. RefSeq names its product exocyst subunit (gene SEC5). The record is from RefSeq and is a predicted model, not a curated record. Gene Ontology annotation, biological process: Golgi to plasma membrane transport; exocytosis. Gene Ontology annotation, cellular component: exocyst. The transcript has a single exon. Bases 1 to 2946 code for a protein of 981 amino acids. Lineage: Eukaryota; Fungi; Ascomycota; Pichiomycetes; Serinales; Debaryomycetaceae.
AUGCUUGAUCUAAACCCGCCACAUGAACAAUUGCUAGCAACUUAUGGACUCAGAACUCCGCAUCCCCAGGAACGUAAAGAUGUACGCAGCAUUGACCAAUCGUAUCCUGAAAACUUAUCUGGACUCUCCAUUGAAGAAUCUUUUCAACUUAUGAAAUCGAUACUUGCCUUGGACGAUGUGGAUUCAAACGAGUUGGAUCCUACUAAAGGUCAGGAUCUAGAAGAUCCUUUAAAGGGACGUGGAUCGAACAUUGUGGCUGACUUGAUGAAGAGAGGAAUUAUUUCUUCUCCAGAUGAUCCUCUGGUGAAAGAUUACUUGAUUAGUUCGCAAACAUUCAAGCCUUACAAGUACCUAACGACCAUUCACAAGGAUACUCCAUUGAAUGUCUUGGAUGAUUCGCUACGCUUUUUGGACAAAAACAUCCAGUCAUAUACAAGAGAUUUGCAAAGCUCUCUUGAUGCCAAUAUUACUCAUGCUUUGAAUGUUAAAGCCGAAAUGGACGGCACUUUGCAAGCAUUCAGUCAACUGAAAACAAAGCUGCAAGAGGAUAAGGAGACUUCAAAAUACUUUAAUCCUCAGCGACAUAGGUUGAACGUGUCUGAUAACAAUGGGAAUGGUGAUAUAUCAUCAGAGCUUGAGCUGUCGUUGAACAAUAUGGCAACUACAACAACGUUGAUGAUAAAGCCUAUAGUUGAAAACAAAGCUAAAGAAGACAGACUCAACAUCAUGUUGGAGUUCAUUAAAUCGAAUGCGUUUUUGUUCAACAUUCCGCGCAAACUAAUCAAUUCGCUUGCGACCAAUGACAGUCACCAGUUUAUCGAUGAUUACACUAGGUAUGACCGUGAGAAACUACACGUGCUCAGAAAAAUUGACAGUUCGUUUCAAUUAGAUGUCGAUAAGCUCAGGCAAUCAAGUGGUGGUACACAGGACGAAGCUGCCUUUGCAGAUCUAAACAAAAUCAGACUCCUGAAACUUACCAUCAUUGAAAAAGUGUUUCAAGAGAUAGAAACAAUUGCCAGUCAAUUUAGAGACAAGACUUAUCAAGAAUUAUCUUCGUUGGAUCAUGAGGCAAGUAGUACCCAAAGCUCAAUCAGUGGAACUGGCUCGCGCAAUAAAGACGACCAAAAGUUCAUGUCAUUGGUAGAAAAUUUGUCCAAAAUAGAAAGCGCUCGUGGUCUGACCAAUCAUUCUGAUCCAAUUGGUGUGUUUUUGAAUAAGCAGAUAGAGGUGUUGAAAACUGAUUUUGAAUAUCAGGAAAAGAAGUUUGAUACAAAGUUUGUUUUGAUGCAGAAAAAAUUGUUAGAAUACGUAGCUUCUUUGAGGGCGGAAAGAAGGCAAGGAUCUCAUUUGAGUUAUAUUGCUGAGAAAUACGAUAGCUAUAGAAAUGAGAUCAAGUUAGCUAAGAACAAGGAGGAGAAAAUGUUGGCUAUCGAUGAAGCUUUUGAAAGUGGCGAUGCCCUCGAUAUCAGUUUAGUCAAUGAAACGUGGUUGGUGUUGGUCAACUUUAUGAGCUAUAUGGAAACCAUAUUUAUCAAGUUGGUUGAAAAAUUUGCAAAUAAUUACAACAGUUAUCAUAAAUUGAAUGUUGACCCACUGGGGUCUAUACGUGACAAGUUUCUUGAUGCAAUAAAUGAGGCGGUGGAUCUCUUGGUCAGGUUGUUUCAGUCAGAGACAAAUAGUGAAGAUAACAAAGAGGUCAACAAUUUGGAAUCGCGGCCCGCAAACUACAAGCAAUUUGUUCCUUGCUAUUCCAACUCCUUGUCCACGAUUCACCAGUUGAGCACAAUUCAAAAGAAAGUGAAUCGUGUACUAACAAAGUUGGGCGUUGCCGUUACUACUAUUGGUAAUGUGAGCAAGUAUGAAGAUACAAACAAGCAGUUGAAGACUUUGAAAAGUGCCUCACUGCAUAUUAACCAAAAAAUUUUGGAGGCUAUUUGCUCCACUUGGAUCAAUGAUUGCACGCAGUUUUAUGAUUUGGAAGAUUGGAAAAUUGAGGAUAAAUACAAUGCAAAAGAUGGAUCUUGUACUAAAUUGGUUAAUGUAAUUGAAUAUUAUCAACUAUACAUGAUUUCCAAGAUUAGCAGAAUUAUUUUCCGUAAAGAGAAGGUGAAUCAAGAUCAGUUACAAGUUAAUAUUGUUGCCUCGUAUCCUAGCAAACGAGUCCUCAUGAGCAUUGAAAUACAGUUUAUGAGAACGUUGAACAUUAUUGUGGACUCCUUUAUGAAAAAGUACAACAUUGAUCGUCUUUCGUUAUCGCAGGAAAAGAGUUCCACAAUAGAAGUUUUCAAGAUUCUCACCGUGAAUAAUUUGGAUAAAUUGUCACGAACAACAUACCCGCUCUUGAUUUUCCAAUUUGAUCAACGGUUUGGCAAAGAUUUGUCGAAACAAAAGCUCAAACUAUUUGCUGACAUUGACAAGGCUAGCUUGACUAUACUUGAUGACAUCUUGGCUAACGAAAAGGAGGUAAUUUCCUCUACAACCAGCGAAUUCUUUACUCACAUCUCGGAAAUUCAAAAUGAUGUGAUAAACUUCUUGUCAAUCGAUGGAUUUGUAUUUGAAGUUUUGAUGCAUUUCGUCAAACUUGUGCAUAAACUUAAGCCAUUAACCAGUGGCGACAUAUUCAUCACAAUUAUAAAUGAAUUACAAUACAGCUUUUUAAAGAGCAUUCAGGAUGGGUUGAGAAGUGUCAAUAUACGCAACGUCUCGGUGUUGUAUAACUUGAAAUUGGAUUGCAAUUUUUUGCAUAGUGUGUUUGAAGCGUCUAGAGGACUUCGGUUGAACGACUCCACAUUCAGCUUGUUGCAGAACCUAUUGGAGAAUAUUAGUGCCCAGAUCAGCGAGUGUGGUGCUGCUCCUCGGAGAGGGGAACAAUACAGCGAUGCCUUGUUCAAAGAUAAGUUGAAAGCGUACUUGAAAUCCUCGAAAGCACAAUUUGAAUGUUUUUGA